AANAUAUACACGAAACUUCAACUUCAACACAACGGACACAACACUCAAACCACCCAUGCCUUGUAACUGUAACUCUGAUCUCUGAUCACUCUGAUACACAAAGUACACAAAUUCGUCGCGUUCGUCGCUGUCAGGAAAUGAAUUAACAUAGUUAACCGAAAAUGAAUAUAGAUAUCGGUAGUGCAUGCGGUGAAUGCUAUUUUGUUCCUGUGACAGUUGCCAGGGCGUCCUGACGAGUUUGUUUGGGGCCAUUGAUAUAUUGAUAUGGUAUGGUAAAGUUGCCCGCCGUUCCCACGUAAUACAAAGACGUUUUAAUAAAUCAGAGAACUUGUACGAUUUGAGGUCCUCACAGCAGUGGUUAUGAAAUAUUCCAUUUCCUGAGAUACAACGUCGUGUAGUCCGCUGAAAGCCAAAUGGCGUUUGCUGCCUGAUACGUGCUUGACACUGGUUUCUCUCCUGGCUUAUUCUUCGACCCUGAAGAUGGAGGCGACAUAUUCCUUUGAAACAUCGGUUGACCUUCAACGGACUACACGGCCAUAUAUUCCUGAAAAUACAACACUUCAGUCCGAGAACUUGCUCCACAUUUUGGAUUUCCCUAGAAUCACAUCAAAAUCUUCACACUGUCAAUGCCGCCAUCAUGAUAUCAAUUAUAAAUAAUAUGAAAUUCUUGUAAUGCUUUAAUGUGUCACGUUUCCUUACGAGGAUCCGCAAUUAAAAGGGUAAUUAAAGGUCCGUAGGGAGAUGCGGAAACUGCAGAUAACGACACAUAAUAAAACUAUUUACGAAGGAAGGGAAACAAAAACGACGAAACUAUUCAGAAAGAAGGAACAGCGAGAAACUACUAGUUAUUUUUUGUUUGUUUAAUAUUUUCCAUUCAUGUAAUUGUUUCCCUUUUGUUUCAAUUCCCUUUGUUGGCGUGUUGUCGUGGAAACGGGAUGAACUAACAGCUAGAAAUUCAGUGGGAAAGUGGCCAUAGUUCUGAAAAUUGUUUCGGUUUCUUUCAAAUUGUGUUACGUACUUAUUGAUACUUUCCAACAAACUUUUGUAGAAGUCUGUAUCUGAGCGUUAAUAAUGGCAAAUAAAAAGAAAGGAAAAGGAAGCAAACUCUCACGCAUGACUGAGGAAGAACGAGCAAGAUAUUUACAACACAGAGCAGCUAUAGAGGAAGAGGCAAGACGGCGCAAACAGCAACUUAUUGCUACUUUCAUGAAGAAUAAACUGAAACAUGAAGAGGCAUUCACAAGACUUAAUCUUGCUAAAAUCAACCAACACUGGCGGCAGAUCUUACGACAGAUUAAGACCAAAGAGCUUAAGCAAGAUCUGGAGAACCUGUGGGACUUGUUUGGGCAUGUUAUGGAAUCCAAGAAUCAUGUGAUUGAAAAUCUGUUGAAGGAGCUAGACCAAUCAGAGGAACAAUAUGCUAGAAAUUUUCAGUCUCAUGCUGAAACUAUAGAUCAGCUUAUAGUGUUACAUGCAAAACAACUUGAAGAACUUCGAGAGGCUUAUGUACGAGAUAAAAAAUCACUGACCCUUGAAGCUUUAAGGGAAGAACAAAGGAUAUUAUCUGGAGCUAAGUAUAAUGAAGAACAUCUACAAACAAUCAACUUUCAAAUGCAGGAGGAUAUGAAAUCAUGGAUCUCUGUUUGGAAAGAAAAUCAUACACUAAAAUCUGAUGAAGUUCGAAAUAAUAUGCUGAGUGUCACUGAUUGGGUUCAGCAUGACAGCAAAUCAAAGCUGGAAAAUUUAUGGAAAGAAUUUCAGGAUACAUUGCAAGAAUAUAUCAAUUCUACAGAAGACAAGCGUAAUCAAUAUGCCGAACUGAAAGCCCAAGAUGAAUUGUCCUCAGAAACUAUUUCAAAGCAAAGUAAAAUACUCACUUAUUUCUAUGAAUUGAUCACAAGACUCAAGAAGCAGCUUGCAAGUCUAAAGAUGCUGCAGAAACAGAAAAUAGAUGACUUGAAGGCACAACACUCCUACUAUGGCCAGUAUUUCUUCUCAUUGAGGAAUCAGCUUGUAUACAACAAGAAGUUUGAUGAGAAACAGCUCAGCUUCUUGAUAGUCUCCAGUAAUGAAGUCAUAAAGGAACUGGAAUUGCUGUGUGAGAAGGGAGAACGCAUUCUGCAUUUGGCAAGUGUAUGUCGAAGGAUGGAAACAGAACGAGAGAAAGUCCUGCCUUUUGUCACUAGUCCACACACUUCCACUAUUUUAAGCCAAGUAGAGCAAGAUCAUUUGGAAACGGCUUAUAAGGAAGUGCCCAAAGAACCGCUGGCAAAGGAGGUCUUCAAUUACAUGAAACUUGACAAUUUCUGGAGAAGAUACAAUCGAGCUUACUUAGAACGGGCUGCACUGAGUCUUCACAAAGAAACACUCAUUCUUGAGAAUCAGCAACUCACAAGAGCACUGCAACAGUAUUUGGCAACAAUGGCCCAAGGAAAGCACCAUUCACCACUGCUGGGAACUUCGCUGUCAGUAGCAAGACCAGUGUCGACUCAUAUCAUCAGGGAGCACAUCAAUCUGAUGCCAAAUACGGGGGAAGAGAAGGAGAAAUGCAAGAGGCAACCCAAAGUCAGGCCUGUAACAUGCAUUGAGGCCAACACUAGUGUUGCAGUAAGGCAUAUGUUGCGUUGUGGGGCAUUCCAAACUUAGAACAGUAUGACAGAUUUGUCAUGUGCAUACAGAUGGCCAAUUUACACAUAGAGUAGCUGCACAACCAAUCUUGGCAUUAUUUAGAAAAGUAUGUAAACUUUAAUAUUUUCUUUGUAUAUACUCGUAACUGCUGAGGACAUGAUAGUAUUGUAGCAGACACCAUCAUUAUAGGAGUUUCAUAAUUUGCAUUUGUCAGACUAAUGAUGUUAGGAUACGUAGUACAUAUGAGAGAAAUUAAUAGUUAUUUCUAAUCAGAAAACCUAAAGAAAAGAGACUUAUUACAUAUUAAUAUAAUGAAAAUUCAACCAUGGAAACACAUUACAGUUUCCUACUCAUGCUCCCCGAUUUUUUUUUGUGUAUCUGUUAUAAUAUUUUGUGUUCAUUUUUAUUUACUGUGUUUUUCAUUCACGAUUAAUUACUUUUCUCUCAUCUCUCUCUUUUUUUUUAUUUUCCUAAAGAAAUUUGUUCAGACAGUAUACCACUGAUCCAUUUUUCAUAUUGAGCAGGUUUAUUCAAACAAUAAUACAUCUGACUUGAAUUGUAGAAGAACCAAAUUCGAAUCUUCAUCCACUGGCCCACAUCUGUAACAGAUCUGUCAUGCUUUUCUUUUUUCCUUCCAUGCCAGUGCAGUUACUUUUGCAGAAUGAAUAGCAUUGUUAGUGGGACAUGAUAGCUGGAUGGAACAUGAAAUUUAAAAAAAUAUGAAUUUCCAUUAAUGAUUAAUAUGACACAAAAAUAUGCAUAAUUGUGAAAAUAGACUUUUUGGAAAGGUAGAAGCUUUGUUUAUAUUAUGGUGGAUUAAAGUAUUUUUGACAAAAUGAUCAGUUGGACACAAUAUGCAGAAGUUAAGACUCACUGCUUUCAACAAGAACAUCCCUCUCUCUGUCAUACUUGGUUGAUGUACCCAUAUAUGUAACAUACCUCACAGGAACAGAGAUAACAUUUACCAAACAGUAAUUCAGAAAUCUUCUUCUAUCCUACUACAAUCCAGAGUCCUGCCAUAAGAAUAAUUUUACAUAGUACUUUUAUGUGAAAUAUGAAAUAACACCAAAGUGACUGGCCAUUCAUAUUAUUCUUCCAUUUCAUAAGGCAACUGACGAACGACUGUACCUAAAGUUGUGUAAGUAUGAUAGUAGACUAUAACCGGAACCAUCAUGUUUGGCAAUCUGACAUCCAUUCAGCUGGUCAAGAAAACUCCCCAUAUUUUAUAUAUUCUGGAGAUUUAGAACUGUGUUCGCAAGACAGAGAAUUUUGUAUGAAGCAUUUAAAUAUUAUGUUCAAAGUUACAUGGAGAAGACACAAACCUUUAGUGUCAUGUGUAUAAGAUUUGGGGCACUGUAAACCUAUACUUAUCGAAUUUAUUGUAAGACAUAAUAAUCAUAUUAUGUAAUUAUUAAUUUAUAAUUCAACUAGCAUCUCUAUAGAUGUAGAAGCAUUAAAAUAUUGAAGACAAAAUAAACAUUAUCUGGAAGCAUUUGAUUAUUUUAUGUAGUUUCCAAAUCAGAGUAUUGCUACUAUAAGCCUACUCUUAUUGUAUGAUUAAGUUGUAAAAAAUGUUAGCUGCAGAAAUCAUUCAGAUGUGAGUACUAAUAAAAUAGUAAUUAGCUUAUAUCCCACACUCAUUACAUACAACCAAACAUUUUUGAGAAAAACAUGUGAAAAGUAAAAUUAUACCCAUGUCUAAACAUCAUGCCACAAAAGUGUAUGUAGCCAUGUGCAAUAUCAUGGUAUAUAUAUUAAAAUUUGCUGCUAAAAGUUGCACAUUUAAAACACUUCUGAGAGGGCAACAAAUUCUGAGGGGGAGUUCACUGCUGAGCAUGUAAAACAGAACUAUUGCACAUGGUAAGUAGGAUGUAUCUGCAAAAAAUUUUUAAGAAUAACAUUUUAAUAACUUGCAUAACUGUAGUGAUUCUUUCUAUGUGUGCAUUCAAAUACGCUUCAGCACAAAUAUGUUACCUGAAGGCUAGAAAGAGAAAGUUUUAGAAGAUUUCAAUUCUGUGGAAAGUUUCAGUGCCACAUGUUCUGCAUUUAGCUGCACUCAUAUUCAAAAUGCAAUGAAUUUCCCAUAAUAUCAUGUGGAGAUCAGUGAGGACCAGUGUGUAAUGUAGCUUCCUCAUCUACCUAGGUCAUGCUGCAACAAAUGGACGAAUGCUUAUUGGGUGGGGAGGAUUCAGCCUAUUUUAAUGUACUAUCUCAGCAUUUGGCUGGAGGAACUGAAAAUAAAAUAAAAAUAUAUCAGAAUAGCUUAUUCAAGGUGACAAUUUGGAACAGUGGUCAGUAUUAAGCUAAUCUUAUGCAUAUAAAAAUAUUGUAUUGUAGUAUAUGGCUUGGGGGACAACUUUUGGUCACACCCUAUGCAUUCAUGUCUGCUGGGUCCAUUUUAGAUCCCCAUUGCUGCUUUGGAUCCGACUAUUAUAUACUGAAUUGCAAAUACCAUGUAAUUGCCAUGUGGCAAAAGACUACUGAUUUUAAUAUACACUUUUCACAGUAUUAAGAUAAAUGUGUGCCAGUUUUGUUACAUCAUAAUUAUAGUUUUGUUUGCAAAGAAUUUUUAGCCUUUGUCCUAUUUAAAAAUUAGAAAAAGUUUUAUUUUUAGUCAAGUAAUUUAAAGUUAUGUGCUGUGGCUCAAAAUUACUUUGGUCUGUAAUUCAUUCAUACUUAAGUAAAGCCUUGAUGGAAAUGUUUAAAUGAUGUCUGAGCAUUAGCAGUAUUCAGUACUUGCAUCAUGUAUAGUAAACGAUUCUCUGCCUUGCAAACUGUAUUAAGCUUCUUUUAUAAGUUGACAAAUAAAAUAUAUUUCUAUGUC
Cryptotermes secundus is the source of this 5452-nucleotide messenger RNA. RefSeq names its product dynein regulatory complex subunit 2. The transcript has 9 exons. Gene Ontology annotation, cellular component: axoneme; axonemal dynein complex. Gene Ontology annotation, biological process: axonemal dynein complex assembly; cilium-dependent cell motility; regulation of cilium movement. NCBI's taxonomy places the organism in Eukaryota, Metazoa, Arthropoda, Insecta, Blattodea, Kalotermitidae. The record is from RefSeq and is a predicted model, not a curated record. Bases 1072 to 2646 code for a protein of 524 amino acids.